CUCUUCUAUUCUCUUUGUUUCCCUGAAAAUAUUUAGAAACUAAAACUCAGAUUCAAUUCAAAUAAUCAUUGGAAUCUUAUUUAUUUAAUCAUUUUUUCUGUUUUAAAAAAAAGGAGACAGUAAUAUUAGUAAUACAGAGAUAAGGAUGCAGCAAAAUAGUGGUUCCGAUUCGCAAGCACCGGCGCAACCUUCGCAAGAACACAACCAACGCCAACAACAACCGCCACAAUCACAUCCGCAGUGGUUGGCGAUGCAGUAUCCGGCGACAGCUAUGGUAAUGCAGCAUCAGAUUAUGCAACCGCCCCACUUUGUGGCGCCGCCACUUCCACCUCAGCACUACAUGCCAUAUCACCCUCGUAACCAUCAGUUCCAGCAACACCAUGGAAACGUGCAACAGGCGCAGCAGCAGCAGCAAGGAUCCAACGGCGGCGGAGAGAACAAAACCAUUUGGGUUGGUGAUUUGCAUCAUUGGAUGGAUGAGAACUACCUUCAUAGCUGUUUUGCUUCUACCGGACUUGACCCUAAUGUGACCGAGGAAGAUCUCAGGCAACCUUUCUCCCAGUAUGGUGAAAUAGUCUCUGUUAAAAUACCUGUUGGAAAAGGAUGUGGGUUUGAACAAUUUGCCAGCAGGAACAAUGCUGAGGAGGCAUUGCAGAAGUUGAAUGGGACUAUAAUAGGCAAGCAAACAGUGAGACUCUCUUGGGGCCGCAAUCCAGCAAAAAAGCAGUUUAGAGCGGAUUAUGGUAACCAAUGGGGCGGAGCUUACUAUGGAGGAGCUGCGUAUGAUGGUUAUGGAUAUGCUUUGCCAUCACCUCACAACCCGGGCAUUUAUGCGGCAGCAUAUGGGGCGUAUCCAUUCUAUGGAAGUUAUCAGCAACAAGUGAACUAAAAUAGUAACAGCAGAAAGAGUAGUAGCUCUUGAGCAGACAACUCACACUAGAGGAGAGGCGCAGCUCUCUUGGU
Molecule: messenger RNA, 963 nt
Organism: Hibiscus syriacus
Lineage: Eukaryota; Viridiplantae; Streptophyta; Magnoliopsida; Malvales; Malvaceae
Product: polyadenylate-binding protein RBP47C-like
Exons: 4
Coding region: 146-889 (247 amino acids)
Cellular component (GO): cytosol
Molecular function (GO): mRNA binding
Source: RefSeq, a predicted model, not a curated record